AUGGUGGAUGCAGUUUCUCGCUACGACGAUGAGGAGGAAGACAUUCUGCCCUUCGAGGGCCUCGACAAGGCGUCAGCGCUGCAGGAGUGCCGCAUCUUCAACAAGAUCCCGCUGGACGAGGAGGGGUCUAUCCGGGCCAUGACACAGGUGCUGUAUCUCUUGUCAAUUGGCGUGCGGCUGACCGAGGCCGAGGCGACGGAUAUCUUCUUCAUGUCCACGAAACUCAUGCAGUCGAACUAUGCCAAGCUGCGGCGUCUGCAGUACAUCCUGAUGAAGGAACUCAGCCCGCUCGUGGAGCAGAGCUUCAUCGCGUCGAACGCGCUCAUGAUGGAUAUUAAGAAGAAGGGGGAUUCUGACAAGAGUUGCGCUAUCCGCGCUCUAUACGCCAUCAUGGACAGCAGUAUGUACAACUCCAUGGACCGCACCAUCGUGGAGUGCAUGACGUCGCGUAACCCAAGCGUGGUGACUGCGGCACUCGUAACGGGCAUCCACAUGUCCAACACCCUGCCGGAGAUGCCGCGCAAGUGGGCAACGCAGCUGAACGAGGUGCUGCGCGAGCGCUCCAAGGCGCAGUACCAGGCCAUCGCGCUACUGCACAGGAUACGCAACAACGACCGACUCUCCGUGGAUCGGCUCAUCGAAGAUACUCAGGCCGGCCGCAUCCGCUCAUCGCAUGCCGUCUGCCUCGUCAUCAAGAUGUGCACCGAGCUGAUGCAGGCUGACUUCACCAGCUCCCUCGAUAUUUACAAGUUUGUCACCUCGAUGCUGCACCGAAGCGACAUGAUCGCCUUUGAGGCCGCCAAGUCAAUUGCCUCCUUGCGCCACGUCUCCGACAGGGAGCUGAUGCCGGUUGUGACGGUGCUCCAGCUGUACCUGAGCUCGCAGAAUCAGGUGCUUCGGUUUGCUGCCGUGUACUUAAUCAGCUGCAUCGCGUCCACGCAUCCGGCCGCCGUCGCGCCGAUCAACGCGGAGAUCGAGUCCCUGGCGCUGGAUUCGAACCGCGUCAUCGCCAUGCUCGCCAUCACAGCCUUGCUGAAGACCGGGGCGGAAAGUACCAUUGCGCGAGUGCUGACCCAGCUCUCCUCGGGCAGCUACAUGAGUGAGCUCGGGGACGAGUUGAAGUUAACGAUUGUGGACGCCAUGCGUGUGCUGAAUGCGAAGUUUCCGAACAGCUACGAAACUCUCUUGGCCUUCCUCUUCCGCGUUCUCAGCGAUGAGGGUAGCAGCGCGUUGAAGCAGAGCGUGGUGGAUGCAAUGCUCGAUAUCUCCAAGUCCAACCCCAGCUCCAAGGAGGUCGUACUCACACACCUGGCCGAGUUUAUCGACGACUGCGAGUUCUCGCAGAUCACAAAGCGAGUCUUGAUGCACCUUGGCGAGGGUGUCCCGCACUGCUCCAACCCGCGCCACUUCGUGCGCUACGUGUACAACCACGCCACACUGGAGAAGCCCGAAGUCCGCGCUGUCGCAGUGACGACGCUGGCGAAGAUCGCGGCGAGCGUGCCGUCUCUGCGUCGUUCCAUCGUGGCGCUUCUGAAGCGCUCCUGCAGCGACUCCGACGACGAGGUCCGCGACCGUGCCGUGCUGUACACGAAGUUGUUUCUACAGAAUGACGAAGGGCUCGUGCGCACAUACAUCGAAGACGUCGCGGCGGCCGUGCUGCAUCAGUGGCACACUCUGCGCGACAUGAACAAGGUGAUCCCGAUGGACGGCGCUCUUGGCGGUUCCACUUUGGCGGGUCUCGCAGCGGGCACAAACCACACGGACGCCUUCGGAAUGCCGUGUCCGACGCCGGCCGUCCUCCAUGGCCGUGAUGCCUUGCGUCAUGUCAAGCAGCUUCAGGAGCUGGGGGAGCCAGUGAAGAGCAUGGAGCCGGUUCUCAUUACGGAGCCCGACAACGAGUACGUUGUGUCUGUCAUCAAACACACGUACCCGACGCACUUGGUACUGCAGUUCAAGGUGAAGAACAUGAUGGACAACAUGUUGUUCAAGAAGGUGCUUGUUAGCACAAGCACGGAGGACCUGGAGGCGGAGCCGCUCUACGCCAUUCCUAUUGAGAGCAUCCGCCCAGGGGAAACCCAGUACGGGUACGUGGUGCUGCAGUAUGCGCCAGGCGCGUUCCCCAGCGGCACCGUGGAGCCGAUGUUCCGCUUUGCCAUGGUCGAGGAGGAGGACGAGGACGCGGCGGAUCAGGACGAGUACCCAAUGGAGAGCUUCGACGUGGACGUGAGCGAUUUUAUCGCACCAAUGAACCUGGGCAACGACAUGGAUAGUAAAUGGACUGAGCAGGAGGGCAACGAGACGGCCGGCACCUUCGCGCUGCACUCGAUGAGGAACCUGACGGAGGCAGCGCAGCAGCUGGCUGACUUCUUCGGGAUGUACAUCGAAGGCGGCGUACCGGAGAAGAUCACCACAGCCUCGCACGUGCUCAAGAUGGCUGGCGUGCUGGCGGACGAGGACCACACACUGAUGCUGGUGCAGGCGAAGGUGUUUAUUGCGACCGACAACCGUGUAGCGCUGCACCUGGCACUGCGCGGUGGAUCGGCAGAUGUUCGCGAGUAUUUAGCGAACGUCCUGCUGGGCUAA
Molecule: messenger RNA, 2583 nt
Organism: Leishmania braziliensis MHOM/BR/75/M2904
Lineage: Eukaryota; Euglenozoa; Kinetoplastea; Trypanosomatida; Trypanosomatidae
Product: putative coatomer gamma subunit
Exons: 1
Coding region: 1-2583 (860 amino acids)
Biological process (GO): endoplasmic reticulum to Golgi vesicle-mediated transport; intra-Golgi vesicle-mediated transport; intracellular protein transport
Cellular component (GO): Golgi membrane; COPI vesicle coat; endoplasmic reticulum-Golgi intermediate compartment
Molecular function (GO): structural molecule activity
Source: RefSeq, a predicted model, not a curated record